Micromonas pusilla CCMP1545 is the source of this 3590-nucleotide messenger RNA. RefSeq lists its product as uncharacterized. NCBI's taxonomy places the organism in Eukaryota, Viridiplantae, Chlorophyta, Mamiellophyceae, Mamiellales, Mamiellaceae. The transcript has 4 exons. The coding region runs from base 1 to 3450 and encodes 1149 amino acids. The record is from RefSeq and is a predicted model, not a curated record.
AUGGCGCACGUCGACGCGUCCCCCCCCGUAUCGCCGGCACCGGACGUCGUCGCGGUCGCGCCGCCGCCGCACCCCGGGAAACUCGCGCACGCGCGCGUGGAGCGCGCGCGAUGGAAAGAGCGCGUCGUCGCCGCGCGCGCGGAAUCAGAUCGACCUCUGCAGACGCUCCGAGAGAACGCCGCGCGUCAUCGUCCCGCGCCUUCCUCACCGCGGCCGGAUUGGGUCGGCGGCGCGACGCGCGAAUACGAGGACGAAGAAGCCCCGCGGACUCGCGCGGCGGUGACGUGCCACGACUCCGUCACCGGACAGAGGCUGUUCGUCGCGCGUCGCGUGCAUCGUCGCGAGACGCCGCACGCGUCGACGGCGACGACGACGCGAACGGACGACGACGCGAUCGACGACGACGCCGACGACGCGUCGACGCAGCCGGUGCUGUUCGCGGGCGGCGGCGACGUCGCGACCGCGCUCGCGUCGCGCCUGCUCGACGGCGGCUUCCCGCUCGUCCUCGCCGCGGCAUCGUCGUCGCCGUCGUCGCCGUCGUCGCCGUCGUCGUCGAACGAGGAGCGUCUCCGGUCGCGCGGCGCGACGCUCGCGUCGUCCGUCGCCCACGGCGCGCGCCUCGUCCUCGGCGCGUGCGCGAAGGUGGGUACGCCGAGGCGGUGGGGCCCGGGCGAGCGCGCGAAGGCGCUUCGGGACGCCGCGAGGCCCGGCGGCGGCGGCGGCGGCGGCGGCGCCGCCGCCGAGCCGCGCGCGCGUGCGAAGGCGCGUUUGAACGCGGUCGGGAUCGAGUUCGUGCAGGGCGCCGUCGCGUCGCGAGACGCGAGGGACGCCGUCGACGGCGGCGCGCACGUGUUCGUCGCGGGGGGUAGGCGGCGCGGUGGUAGGGUCGGGGUCGACGGGCUCGGCGGCGAGGACCGCGACGACGACGGCGGCGACGACGACGACGACGACGACGCGACGGUUCAUCCCGCGUUCGUCGACGUCGACGCGGCGUUGCGCGCGAUGACCGAUCGGGCGUACGUGAUCGAGGGCGCGGACGCGACGGCGGCGGCGUCGACGAGAGUCGUCAAGGCGUGGAGCGAUAACUUCGCGGACGCGGUGUCGAGGUAUCGCGUCGAGGCGAAGGAGGCGACGAGGGCGGCGGAGGCGCAGCGGCGGCGCGCGGACGCGGCGGAGCGGGAACUGUCGCGGUUGGAAGUCGCGUCCUGCGCGGCGGCGAAGAAAUGCCGCGCGACGGAAGACGAGCUCGCGCGCUUACGCGCGACGCGCGCGCAGACUGAAACGCGCGCGAGCGAAGCAUCACGAGCGGCCGCGGCCGCGGUGGCGGCGGCCGAAGCGCGCGACGCGGAGACCGCGGCGAAGAUCGCGAAGGCGACGGCUGACGCGCGCGACGCCGCGGACGCGGCGCGGAGAGACGCGAGCGCCGCGGAGGCGUCGCGCGCUGCGCUCGAGCUCGAGAUGGCGACCGUCCGCGAGGCGCUCGCGGCGGCGCGAAUUCGCGCGGACGCGGCCGAGGCGCGCGCGACGCGAUCCGACGCCGCGGUCGCGGACGCGGAGCGCCUUUCGGCGGCGGCGUUUGAGGCGGCGACGCGCGAGGCGAAGGACGCGAAGGACGCGCGCGAUUCAGGCGCGUUCUAUACACUGUUGUGCUCCGAGCUGGAGACCGCGCGCGUCGAACGCGACGGCGCGACGAAAGCGCUCGAGAGCGCGAAGGAGGAGCGCGAGUCGGCGGUCGGCGCGCUGAAGCUGGAGAUCGAGCGUUUGAGGGCGACGACGCGCGCGACCCGGGUCGACGCGGGAGAGAAGGAGGAGGAGGAGGACGACGACGAGGAGGAGGAGGACUCUACGGACUCUAAGGGUCGAAAGAAAGGCGGCGCUUCCGCGAGGAGAAAAGCGACUCGGAAAAGUCCAAUCGUGAGCGCGGACGCGGCGGGAUGGGCGACGGCGACGGAGCAGUGCAAGACGCUCACGACUCGGCUCUACAAAGAGCGCGCGCGCGUCGCGGAGCUCGACGGGAAGCUGAAAGCGUGCGAGUCCGCGCUCGCGGCGCUGCGAAAGACGAGCGAUCUCGAGAUCGAUCGGCUGAAGGGCAAGUUGAAAGCGAGAGGGGUCGCCGUCGCGAGGCUCGAAGCCGAACGCGACGGGUUGAGGACGACGUUGAAAGGGAAGACCGACAUCGCGGACGCGUUCGCGGCGAAAGCGCGAUCGGACGCCGCGAUCAAGAGCCGCCUCGAGAGCGAGCUCGAGAGCGUUCGCGCGACGAGAGACGCGCUCGAGCUUCGCGCGGCGGAGGCGCGAAAAGCGCUCGAUCAGGCGCGUUCUAUACACUGGUUCCCAUACGACCGCAACGCGGCGGCGUCCGCCGCCGCCGUCGCGCGCGCCGACGCCGCGGAUGCGGCGCGCGUCGCGCUCGCGACGCGCGUCGCCGAGCUCGAAGCCGCCGAGGCGCAGUCGCGAUACGCGAUGGCGCGCGUCGCGGAGGAUCUGGACCGGUCCGCGUGCGAUGCGACCGCGCGCGCGGAGGAGUCGUCGCGGCUUCGGAUCGAGUUGGAGGAGACGACGCGGCGACUCGCCGCGGCGCGCGGCGACGGCGGCGACGUCAUCGAAACGGCCGUGAACGAAGCGUUACUCGAGCAAGCCGGCGCGCACGAGAAGGCGAUGGACGCCCUGCGAACGACGCACGCGUUCGAUCUCGAGGAGGCGACGCGCGCGUACGAGGAGACGGUGGCGCGGUUGGAGAGAGAGAAGGAGGACGCGGCGGCGGCGGCGGUGGAAGCCGCAGAGGCGGCGGACGCGAUGGCGCGACGAAUGGAAGAAGACGCCGCCGCCGCCGCCGCCGCCGCGGUCGCGGUCACGGCGAGAAAGAAAAAGGCGAGAGCGGACGAGGAAGCCGCGGAGGCGCGGCGCGCCGCCGCCGAGUGUCGGACGAGUGUCGGACGGUCGUCGGACGAGAAGCCGCCGACGGCGCCGAAGCCGAAGCCGAAGCGCGCGUCCGACGAUCCGAAUCCGAAUCCGAAUCCGAAUUCGACCGCCGCCGCCGACCUCGCGGACCCCGCGCUCGUCAUGGACGCGAUGAUCGCGAACGCGGACGAGCUCGACGCGCUCGCGCCCGCGAAGCGCGCGAUGGAGGCGUCGUUCCAUCGCGUCCCGGAGCUUCGAAGAGCGCUGACGAAGAUGGCGGAUGGCGCCGCGAAGCCGACCCCCGCCGUCGCCGUCGCCGCGACGCUCGCGUCCAUCGUCCUCGGGUCCGCGUCCGGGUCCGGGUCGAGCGACGCCGGGGAUGGGCCGUGGGUCACGCGUCUCCCGCCGCGCGUCCGCGACGGCGACUCGCCGGAGCUCCUCGCGGCGUUCGCGAUGAAGACGUUCGACGCGAAAUUUUUGGCGCCGGAGGUGCGUUCUAUACACUGGUCCCCAUACGACCCCGUUCGCGUGGUGGACGCCGAUCCUUAGGGACUUUGCCCGUCGCAUCUCCCCGCCCACCCCUCGCUUUCAAUCCCCGCCCUCGGCGCCUUUCAACUCCAACUGACGCCUAUGAACUCCACCCCGACGUCGCUUUGAAUGAUGGAAUGGCCCGGAGACGCGGCGGCGAU